Messenger RNA from Staurois parvus, 267 nucleotides. The record is from the annotation of a GenBank genome assembly. NCBI's taxonomy places the organism in Eukaryota, Metazoa, Chordata, Amphibia, Anura, Ranidae.
CCCCAAAUGUCAGAACAGUACAGAUAUCCCCCAAAAAUGUCGGGAACAGUACAGAUAUCCCCCCAAAUGUCGGGAACAGUACAGAUAUCCCCCAAAUGUCAGAACAGUACAGAUAUCCCCCAAAUGUCAGGACAGACAGAUAUCCCCCCCAAAUGUCAGGACAGACAGAUAUCCCCCAAAUGUCAGGACAGUACAGAUAUCCCCCAAAUGUCAGACAGUACAGAUAUCCCCAAUGUCGGGAACAGUACAGAUAUCCCCCAAAUGUCG